Molecule: messenger RNA, 1445 nt
Organism: Gallus gallus (chicken)
Lineage: Eukaryota; Metazoa; Chordata; Aves; Galliformes; Phasianidae
Gene: EME2
Product: essential meiotic structure-specific endonuclease subunit 2
Exons: 8
Coding region: 50-1279 (409 amino acids)
Biological process (GO): mitotic intra-S DNA damage checkpoint signaling; double-strand break repair; replication fork processing
Cellular component (GO): Holliday junction resolvase complex; nucleus
Molecular function (GO): DNA binding; nuclease activity
Source: RefSeq, a predicted model, not a curated record
AUGGCAACGGGCGCGGCCUAGCGGGGCCCGGAGCCUCCCGGAGCCUGCCAUGGCGGGCAGCGAGCGGUGCCGCCGGGCCCGGGCGACGUGGGAGGUGUCCGAGUCCGAACCCGAGGUUGAGCCCGAAUCCCACGGCCCCAGCGCGGCCCCGGAAGGCUCUCCUCCGGCGGCAGCCGCCGUACGGCCGAAGCGGCGGAGGGCAGCCGGGGAGGCCGAGGCCCGGAGACGGGAGCGGCAGCGGCGGAAGGAGCGGGAGGCGCUGGAGAAGCGGGAGGCGGCGGCGGCAUGGCGGCUGCUGAGGCCGGAGCGCUGCCUGCGGCUCCUGGAGGUGUGCGUGGAUCCAGGUUUCCUUGAAGAUCCCGGCUCAGAUAUUUGGAUCGAAGCUUUGCGUUCCCUGGACUGUAAAAAUUCCAUUGAGCCUCAGGCAAUUCCCUGCAGCAUAACCUGGAGGAGAAAUAUGCCAAGCAUUCCGUCUGCCCCAGAUGACUGCAUGGUGAAAACUGAAGAGGAGAAGGAGGUGCUGGUGUUGCUGGAGCCAGCAGAUUUUCUAAAGCGCCUCUGUUCUCUAACCCAGACUUUUGUCGAUGCCUCGUCAGGGAGUCAGCCUGACCUGAACCAAGUGUUACCUUUGGCCAGCCUGGAGGGCUCCUCCACCAAAACCUACAGCCUGGCUGUCAUUGGGCUGGAUGCCUACAGGUGUAACCAGGAGCAGAAUGGGUGGCAGCCACUGAGCCCUGGAAAGCAGAGUCCCAGAUCCCAGCCUGGCCCAGAGCUGUUCAUGACUCAGCAGGAAAUACUGGAGGCACAGGUGGUGCUCCAGCUGUGGGGUAACAUUGAUGUACAGCUCCUAGACACGUGGCAGGAAUUUGGUGAGCAUGUCUGUGCGCUGACUAAGGCAAUAGCAAGGCGCCCGUACAAGAGUCAGCUGGAGAUGCAGGAGUUGUCUUUCUGCACUGCUGGGGUUUCGGGCAAGGGGUUGCGAGUAGAGAAGGACGGCACAGGGCUAUGGCAGGUGUGGAAGAGACAAAUCCAGCAGUUUAACAGAGUCAGCCCUGCAACAGCAGCAGCAAUAGCAGAAGCAUAUCCUUCCCCUGGCCUCCUGGUACAGGCCUAUGAAGAGUGCAGCACAGAAGAUGAGAAACUACUGCUGCUGAGUAACAUCCCUGUGAAAUCAGACAUCAGUGGGAAAGACCACCGUGUUGGGCCAGACUUAUCCCGCCGCAUCUAUCUCUUCAUGGUUUCCACCAACCCUGACCUUAUCCUGGACCUGACUGUAUAGUGGGACCAGGAGCCACGUCAGUCAGCCUCAGUAUUUUCUUCUGCUAAACUCAGCAGUUGCUGAGCUGCUUCUGGCAUGGCAGUGCUGCUGGGAGCCCAACCUGUGGAAGCAGCUGGUUCUGUUUCAGAAUAGACUUGCACAUCAAUAAAUCUCUUGUUACAGAUGC